AAAUGUAAUUCAUAUUUGUACUGGAAAGGUUUCAUUCUCAGAAAUUUUGUCUCCAAAGACCGAUUAUUAUCGCAUCAAUUUUUAGUGGGAUUUCCAGCAAAGUCCAAGUAAUGUAUUCUCCAUCGCUUCCACGAAUGAAGAAUAUACGUGUCCCAAGAUAAUGUUGCAGUGUCCAAUCUCGGUUGGUCACCGGGAGCAGAGAUUUUGUCUCCCGAGCUUUCGGACUCGUUAUGGAGCCCAUCCCCAGGGAACUUCUCUGUGUGCUUUGGGUUAAAUACCACAGACAGAACAGCCCAAAGCACUCAGAGAAGUUCCCUGAGGAUAAGCUCCAGAACGAAUCCAAAAGCUCGGAAGACAAAACCUCUGGUCCCGGUGACCGAUCCCGAUCGGAUCCUGCUAUAUGGCUUCUGCCCCGGGGGUGGAGAGAAACUUAACACCAACCUUCCCAACUGCACCACAUUCCUGAGAGUUUAAAGUCAAAACACGGCGUAGCAAAUCUUCGAGUGGCCGUUGGAAGGCAGCAAAGAAUUCCCAGCCCAGAUGCGGCACCCUAGUCAAAUACAUCUGGAGGGCACCAGGUUGGGGAAUGCUAAUGUAAACCUAUCAGUACGGGCGGAGUCUUCUCCUCUCCACCCCGUAAUCACCGAUUAUCUCCACUUCCUGGUUAUGCCAGGAAAUCAAACCGAUUGCAUUGCAAGUGGAGCGGCAAUUGUAGCUUUGCCGGAAGGAGGCCGCAGCGGCUGAGCAAACUUCGGCCGCUUCCCUAAAAGGCUCCGGGCAGGCCCUCCGGCUGAGAAACGCCUAAGGGUCGCCCCGCUGCAUCGGCGGAGGAGCAACUCCCUCUCUAUCCCUCCGCCCCUGCCUGCGGGCUUCCCCCCAUUCUCUUGCCUCCUCCUUCCCUCCCCCUCUGGCUCGGCGCUUCCUUUUCCGCUCGCCUCGGUCGACGGGUUAUCUCGACAAAGGCGACCGGGCGAGAUCCAGGGCGCCGGAGAACCCACGGUUCCAGAUGCGGAUGAGGCCACGCCUUACCAUUUGCGCGCGGUCUGUCCUUAUUUGGCUGAGCUCCAGAUGCGCGCUGUGCCUCCUUUGGGCCGCAGGGGGCGGUAGACUCUGGCGAGAAAAGACAAAGGCGCCGGACUCCUGAAUGGGAAAAAUCAACAUGAAAGGCGAAGAAGCUCGGCAGCAUCGGAAAGAAGGUCGAACCAGGAAUGGAGAGCGAUCCAGGCAGAAAGCAAAGAGCAAGAGUAAACACAAAGAGAGCAAACUUGGCAGCCAGAGCACAGAGGAUGGCCCUUUGUUCCUGCCUCAGAAGCAGCCUCCCGAGACAAAAGUGGCCAUGGCAAAACUACAGAAGGAAUCAGCCUUGGCGAUUGGCCUCCAGGUGCUCCUGCCUUACCUGCUGGCAGGCAUGGGCAUGGUCCUGGCAGGCAUGGUCUUGGAUUAUAUUCAGCACUGGAAAGUGUUUAUAAAAAUCAGAGAAAUGUUUAUUCUGAUUCCAGCCCUGAUUGGUUUGAAAGGCAAUCUUGAAAUGACCUUGGCAUCUAGACUUUCUACAGCUGCUAAUACUGGCCGGAUGGAUAAUACACAGGAAAAAUGGAAAAUGGCUAUUUGCAAUAUGGCCUUGAUUCAGGUACAAGCCACUGUGAUAGGUCUUCUGGCAGCUGUAGCAGCAAUCCUUCUAGGCGCACUCUCUAAUGGGUAUUUGGAGCUGAACCAUGCCACUGUGUUGUGUGCCAGCAGCCUGACAACAGCAUUUGUAGCUGCCUUUUUCCUUGGAUUGUUGAUGAUUGGUGUGAUCAUUGGAGCAAGAAAGAUUGGGAUAAAUCCAGAUAAUGUUGCUACUCCUAUAGCUGCAAGCCUUGGAGAUUUGAUUACUCUUAGUCUGCUGGCUGGAAUUAGCAGUGUUCUCUUCAGAUAUAUAGAUAUAUCAUAUCUGUCCCCUAUGGUCUGUGCCAUUUUCAUUAUUUUGAUUCCUUUGUGGAUUGCUAUUGCCCGGCAGAGUCCUCCCAUUGCUGAAGUCUUGAAGACUGGAUGGCAGCCAAUUAUAAUUGCAAUGAUCAUCAGCAGCCUUGGUGGAGUGAUUUUGGACAAAACUGUAACACAACCAAAAUUUGAAGGCAUUGCUGUUUUCGUUCCAGUGAUCAACGGUGUUGGUGGCAAUUUGGUGGCUAUCCAGGCCAGUCGCAUCUCCACAUUUCUGCAUUUCUGUAGCAUGCCUGGAGUCCUGCCACACAAAAUGACGCAGCAUUGGCCUAAUCCAUGUACCACCUUCUUCGCUUCAGGUAUCAAUUCUAAAUCAGCUCGUGUGCUGAUCUUGCUAGUGAUCCCAGGACACCUGGUGUUCCUCUAUGCUAUACAUCUCUUUGAGGGAGGCCACACAGCAAUCACAUUCACUUUUGUGGCGUUUUAUCUGAUAGCUGCUCUCCUGCAGGUGGGAAUUCUGCUCUACAUGGCUGACAUCAUUGUGCGACUAAUGUGGAGAAAGGGUCUGGAUCCUGACAAUUAUUCCAUCCCCUACCUCACUGCCCUGGGAGAUCUCCUGGGCACUGGCUUCCUGGCAGUUUGCUUCUACUUGCUUUGGUUGCUCAGUGGUUUGGAGCCAAAGCUAGGGAACUAAAGUGUUUCAGCCGUAGUGUCAAACUGCCUGCGAAUCUCUCACAAUCUUCAAGAGGUUACUGAAAAGAGGGCAUCCGGGUUCCUAAACUGGAACGGAUUGUCCUCCCUUUUGAUCUCAACACUGCAAAGCUGAAAGUUGGAAAAGAGCUACAAAUGACGUCGCAUAAUCAUGUAUCACAGCUUUUGAAGUGUCAACAAGGAAAGGAUUGUGAAGCACUCUGAUCAGUUUUUCAACCAGUCAAGGAAUCUUACUACAGUGGCUUGGUUUGAACAUUCUGUUGAUGCUACCGGAAAGCUAACCCCUCUUUUCAGUAGGGUUGAGCUUGUGUCCUUGAUGAGAUGCCACGUUGUCUCCACUACCCUUCAAAGAAAGCAUUUUGCUUUCUGUCUGCUAUAUGAUCCUACAAAGAAAGAGGGAAAAUUAUGUCCAGAACUGUUUUCACUGAAUCCCUAAACGUAAAAAGAGAAACAAAGCACAAAGUCUGCUUCAUGACACCUCAUGCAUUAUGGCAACCUGCUCAGCGAGAAUUACUUUGCAUUAAAUUUUUUUAAUCUGUCCACUUAUGUUCAACUUGGGGGAUGGGAUAUAAGUCUCUGUGUUUAUGUGUGUGUGUUUUCUUGCACUUUGACAGGGAACAUAAUUGGGGGGAGGACCUAAAUACUGAAACUUCAACACCUGAUUGUAUAUAGGAAUGAAAAUAAAAUAUGUGUUUUGGACAGAAUUUUUUUAAAAGAAAGCCCCAGUCAGUGAUGGAAGGGUAAUCAGCAUCUGAUCUUUUUCAUCUUAUUAUGCUACUUUCCUGGCCAAAGCUUUUUGCUGAGUAUACCCAUUACUGUAGGGAAAUCUGAAAAUAAGAUCCAGCUUAAAUUGAAAAGCCAAAUUCUGAAGGCUCCUGUAGAGAUAGUCUAGAGGAGGAAGUUUGAUGGAUAAACUUUACUGUCUGUAGUAGCUUUGUGCUGGGAAGAACAGACCUUCGUGAGUUCUGGGUCAGGGACAAACCUUGUUAUGACCUCUUAGCUGUUCCAAAGGCAGGGAAAUGAACUCAUUUAUUUCUGGCAGAGACCCGUGAUAACUGAGUUUUUAACUCAAAGGAAUUUUUAUAAUAGAAAAAUGGAGAUUGAAUUUCCGUAGCCUCCAGUACAAGUGUCAGGCUUAAUCAAAUUCCCAUCAUUUUUUUUUCACUCCUUUUUUGUUUUGUUUUAUAUGUUCAAGUCAGAUUAUUCUUUUUAUGGGGUCACAGAAAUGUACACAUACAAAAUAAAAUAUAAAUGAUGGUCA
This is a messenger RNA of Crotalus tigris (Tiger rattlesnake), 3895 nucleotides long. RefSeq names its product solute carrier family 41 member 3 (gene SLC41A3). Gene Ontology annotation, biological process: monoatomic cation transport. Lineage: Eukaryota; Metazoa; Chordata; Lepidosauria; Squamata; Viperidae. Gene Ontology annotation, molecular function: monoatomic cation transmembrane transporter activity. The record is from RefSeq and is a predicted model, not a curated record. The coding region runs from base 1145 to 2617 and encodes 490 amino acids. Gene Ontology annotation, cellular component: plasma membrane. The transcript has 11 exons.